Solanum tuberosum (potato) is the source of this 1772-nucleotide messenger RNA. The record is from RefSeq and is a predicted model, not a curated record. NCBI's taxonomy places the organism in Eukaryota, Viridiplantae, Streptophyta, Magnoliopsida, Solanales, Solanaceae.
GUUUAACCAAUAGAACAUUAGAUUCUCCAAUUGUUUUAUGUACAUACUUCAACUGAUUUUUGCAUUUUGUCAUCAUUUACUAUAAAUUGCAGUAUAACUGAGAGUUGUUGAAAACAAGGAUUGGUUAGAAACUGAACUUUUGGUUGUUAAAGGCUGAAUUUUUUUGUCUUUCUUGAUUUGGUUGGUGAAAAAAGAUUUGAGUCUUUUUUGUUAUUCUUGAUUUGGGUUUCUCUUUUAAAGGAAAAAUAUUGAAUUUUUUUUGCUUAUUCUUGAUUUGGGUAUUUCUUACAAGGGAAAAAGAUUGCGUUUUUUUGGUUAUUGUUGAUUUGGGUAUUUCUUACAAGUGAAAAAGAUUGAGUCUUUUUGGUUAUUCUUGAGUUGGGUAUUUCUUUCAAGUGAAAAAGAUCGAGUCUUUUUGGUUAUUUCUUUCAAGUGAAAAAGAUUGAGUCUUUUUGUUAUUCUUGAUUUGGGUAUUUGUGUUCUUUUGAGUUUGAGAUUUAAGAGCUUGUGGGUGUGUGAUUUAGUGAUUUUGGAUUGGAUAGAAUGGAGGAAAAGUAUGAGCUUUUGAAGGAACUUGGUGCUGGGAAUUUUGGAGUAGCAAGGUUAGUCAAGGAUAAGAAGACAAAGGAGCUUUUAGCUGUCAAAUAUAUAGAAAGAGGGAAAAAGAUUGAUGAGAAUGUGCAGAGAGAAAUUAUAAAUCAUAGAUCGUUGAGGCAUCCGAACAUUGUUAGGUUUAAAGAGGUCCUGGUUACUCCGUCGCAUUUGGCAAUUGUUAUGGAGUACGCAGCAGGUGGAGAACUUUUUGGUAGAAUAUGCAGUGCUGGCAGAUUUAGUGAAGAUGAGGCUCGUUUCUUCUUCCAACAGCUUAUAUCCGGUGUCAGCUACUGUCAUACCAUGGAAAUUUGUCACAGGGACUUGAAACUGGAAAACACUCUUCUUGAUGGAAGUCCUUCACCACGUUUAAAAAUAUGCGAUUUUGGUUAUUCCAAGUCUGGUUUGCUGCAUUCACAACCAAAGUCGACUGUGGGAACUCCUGCUUACAUUGCCCCCGAGGUCCUGUCACGAAAGGAAUAUGAUGGGAAGAUCGCAGACGUGUGGUCAUGUGGAGUGACACUAUAUGUAAUGUUAGUAGGAGCAUACCCUUUUGAGGAUCCUGAAGAUCCGAAAAACUUCAGGAAAACCAUUGGGAGAAUAAUGAGUGCCCAACACUCCAUACCCGACUAUGUACGAAUCACACCAGAUUGCAAGAACCUCCUUUCGCGAAUCUUUGUUGCAAAUCCCUCUAAGAGGAUAACUAUUCCUGAGAUAAAGAAACAUCCUUGGUUCUUAAAGAAUCUGCCAAAAGAGCUGAUGGAUGUUGAGCACACGAAAUUCGAAGAAGCUUCAGAGCAACUACAACAAAGUGUGGAAGAAAUCAUGAAGAUGAUACAAGAAGCUAAAAUACCUGGAGUAGUGUCAAAAUCUGAAGGGAAAGAUCAUGCAGGGACAACAGAACAAGAUGAUUUAGAGGAAGACCUCGAAUCGGAAAUCGACAGCAGCAAUGACUUUGCUGUUUAUGUCUGAGGAUGAUAUUUUAUGAUCAAUUGGACUUAUAAGAGUAAAUGUUUAAUUUUUAUCUCCUAUGAAUUGUCUAUUAUGUUGUACAGAAGAGUUAUGCACAGAGCUAUUUACUGAGUUCUAAGUGUGCAUUUCAAAUUUGUUAGAUGGAUGUAAUGUUUGCUACAAACAGAUUAUGUAACUUUUGAAGUUUUAACCAUUUGGUAUCUGUCUAA